Molecule: messenger RNA, 375 nt
Organism: Trypanosoma brucei brucei TREU927
Lineage: Eukaryota; Euglenozoa; Kinetoplastea; Trypanosomatida; Trypanosomatidae
Exons: 1
Coding region: 1-375 (124 amino acids)
Source: RefSeq, a predicted model, not a curated record
AUGCGUUUCGUUGCCGCCCCUUCUCAGUAUUUCUUUUAUGGUUGUGGUGUAGCGAUUGAUCUCACAGCCGUUUUCUUACCCUCUCUUUUCCUUCUCUCGCAGCGCUAUUUGAGGUGUCCUGCGCUGUGUGCUUUUUACGCGCGCCAUAGCCGUGGUUGGUUACGUUUUUUUCUUGAGUAUUUCCCGCUUUUCUUUUGUGUUCCCCUCGCGACUUUAUUGUUUUUUAAACGCAACUUUCCUUUCCUCCUUGGUUUGUUUGUGUGUUAUUCCUUUGUUACUGAAUGUUGGGCAACGUCGUUCCCCUCCUUCUCUACGUGUGUGGCAAGAUAUGUUAUUGGGAGUGUCGUCCUACAGCACUUGAGACACAUACCGUAG